AUGGCGAGGCCGGAAGAUGGGGAGGAGGACCUGAAUCCGACGGAAAACUUCAAUAUGGUCGUGAAGGGGGUGUACCGCAGUGCAUUUCCCAAAAAGCGCAAUUUCGCAUUCCUGAAAAAGCUCGGUUUGCGGAGCAUACUGACCCUGAUCCUGGAAGACUAUCCCGACCAAAACAAACGGUUCAUGGAGGAGCACAACAUCCGUCUCUUCCAAUUUGGGGUUGCGGGAAACAAAGAGCCGUUCGUGGACAUCCCGGAAGACACCAUCUGCGCCGCGCUGUCCGUAUUGCUAGACUGCCGGAACCACCCAAUUCUGAUUCAUUGCAAUAAAGGCAAGCAUCGCACGGGUUGCCUGGUGGGCACGUUGCGCAAGAUCCAGCACUGGUCCCACACGUCAAUCUUUGACGAGUACCGACGCUUCUCGCACCCCAAAUCGCGAUCAAUGGAUCAGCAGUUCAUUGAGCUGUUCGAUCCGACUAGGGUCGAUUUUGAUGAGGAUUGGUUGCCCGAUUGGCCAGAGAUUGAGGGCAUGGCGGCUAAUAAGCGCGCAUGGGCGAGGAUGAAGGAGAGGGAGAGGCAGAGAGAGAGAGAGAAGGACAGGGCAGUUGAUCUUGGCACGGUUGGAGAUGGUGCUGCUGGUCAGGGAGAGGGGCAGGACGAAAGCGACGGUGUCAUAUCCCGAGAGACGAUACCCCAAAGCAGUAGCGAUCGCCUCGCACCAGCUUCAUCCCUUACGCCCCUCACCCUCGCGGUAGAUGUGGCCUCAUGA
Fimicolochytrium jonesii is the source of this 768-nucleotide messenger RNA. Its product is annotated as tyrosine phosphatase family-domain-containing protein. The transcript has a single exon. NCBI's taxonomy places the organism in Eukaryota, Fungi, Chytridiomycota, Chytridiomycetes, Spizellomycetales, Powellomycetaceae. Gene Ontology annotation, biological process: protein dephosphorylation. The coding region runs from base 1 to 768 and encodes 255 amino acids. The record is from RefSeq and is a predicted model, not a curated record. Gene Ontology annotation, cellular component: cytoplasm. Gene Ontology annotation, molecular function: phosphatase activity; inositol diphosphate tetrakisphosphate diphosphatase activity.